This is a messenger RNA of Sus scrofa (pig), 1310 nucleotides long. Its product is annotated as putative olfactory receptor 2B3. Gene Ontology annotation, molecular function: olfactory receptor activity; G protein-coupled receptor activity. Gene Ontology annotation, biological process: G protein-coupled receptor signaling pathway. NCBI's taxonomy places the organism in Eukaryota, Metazoa, Chordata, Mammalia, Artiodactyla, Suidae. Gene Ontology annotation, cellular component: membrane. The record is from RefSeq and is a predicted model, not a curated record.
UCUUAAAGUGCUUAUUAAGGUAGCUUAGGAUGUAAGAAAAAGGUAAGGAAUUAAAAUGUAUUGAGCACUUACAAAUGUCCGUGUUUUAUGCAUAGAAGUCUACAUUCGUGGCAUUUAAAUGUAAUGAUUUACUUCUUAAAGUCACACAUAACUACUAAAACCAGAAGACCUACUUUCUAACCAUAUGAUAAGUAUGUUGUAUUUUUACAAGGGCUCCACUUAAUUUACUAUAAAUUAUAUUUACUAUGGAAUCAUUUAUUUGAUUACAAUAAGAGUAUUCAAUGAUUACCAACUGACAAUUUUCCCGUUUUAUGCUUUCAGGAAUGAAAAGUUAAUGAGUCAUCAUGAAUCGGGCAAACGAGAGCUCCUCAAAAGAGUUCAUACUACUUGGCUUCUCAGACAAGCCCUGGCUACAAACGCCCCUUUUGGUGCUCCUAUUAGCAUCAUACGCAACCACCAUCUUUGGCAAUGUGUCCAUCAUGAUGGUGUGCAUUCUGGAUCCCAAGCUUCACACUCCCAUGUAUUUCUUUCUCACAAACCUCUCCAUAUUAGAUCUCUGUUACACCACGAGCACUGUCCCUCAUAUGUUGAAAAACAUUUGUCAGAACAAAAAGACCAUCAGUUAUGGUGGCUGUGUGGCCCAGCUCAUCAUCUUCCUGGCUCUGGGUGCUACGGAGUGUCUCCUCCUGGCUGUUAUGUCCUUUGACAGAUAUGUGGCCAUUUGCAGACCCCUCCGCUACGUAGUCAUCAUGAACCCCUGGUUCUGCUUCAAGAUGACAGCCUUCUCCUGGCUCACUGGCUUCAGCAACUCAGUGUUGCAGUCCUCCUUGACCCUUAACAUGCCUCGCUGUGGUCAUCAGGAAGUGGACCACUUUUUCUGUGAGGUUCCUGCCCUUCUCAAGUUGUCAUGUGCUGACACAAAGCCUAUUGUCUCCGAGCUCUUUUUCUUCAGUGUGUUAAUUCUGCUAAUUCCAGUGACAUUGAUCCUCAUCUCCUAUGGCUUCAUAGCUCAAGCAGUAUUGAGAAUCAGGUCAGCCGAAGGACGGCGAAAAGCUUUUGGAACGUGUGGGUCUCACAUGGUUGUGGUCUCUCUCUUUUUUGGAACAGGCAUUUACAUGUACCUACAACCACCUUCGUCCACUUCUAAGGACUGAGGAAAGAUGGUUUCCCUUUUCUAUGGGAUAUUCACACCCAUGUUGAACCCUCUCAUCUAUAGCCUUAGAAAUAAAGAUAUGAAAGAGGCCUUCAAGAGGAUGAUGUCAAUAAUCUUUUUCUAUAAGAAAUGAGAAUUGCUCCACUGUCAUGAGACC